Molecule: messenger RNA, 1643 nt
Organism: Psammomys obesus (fat sand rat)
Lineage: Eukaryota; Metazoa; Chordata; Mammalia; Rodentia; Muridae
Gene: Cd151
Product: CD151 molecule (Raph blood group)
Exons: 9
Coding region: 227-988 (253 amino acids)
Cellular component (GO): membrane
Source: RefSeq, a predicted model, not a curated record
GCAGGGCCCCGGGCCGAGCAUUCUCUACCUUCCGAGCGGUCGCUCCUGCUGUGGCUGCCGGGGCUUGGUACUUCAAAGCGUGGUGGAUCCGGUGGCUCAGAGAACCAUUCUGACCACUGCUUCGGCCAUCAUAGGAGGAGUUGCAAGAUCCCACCUGCCAGGUGAAGGGCAGACCAGUGAUUUUUGACCUGUACCUGCUGGUCCUUCUGACUUACAGAGGUCCAGGAUGGGUGAGUUCAAUGAGAAGAAGGCCACAUGUGGCACGGUCUGCCUCAAGUAUCUGCUGUUUACCUACAACUGCUGCUUCUGGCUGGCUGGCCUGGCUGUCAUGGCAGUAGGCAUUUGGACGCUGGCCCUCAAGAGUGACUACAUUAGUCUGCUGGCUUCAAGCACCUACCUAGCCACAGCCUACAUCUUAGUGGUGGCUGGGGUUGUUGUCAUGGUGACCGGAGUCCUGGGCUGCUGUGCCACUUUCAAGGAGCGACGGAACCUCUUACGCUUGUACUUCAUCCUGCUCCUCUUCAUCUUCCUACUGGAGAUCAUUGCUGGCAUCCUGGCCUAUGUCUAUUACCAGCAGCUGAACACAGAGCUCAAGGAGAACCUGAAGGACACCAUGAUCAAGAGAUACCACCAGGCAGGCCAUGAGGGUGUGACUAGUGCUGUAGACAAGCUGCAGCAGGAGUUCCACUGCUGUGGCAGCAACAACUCUCAAGACUGGCGAGACAGUGAGUGGAUCCGCUCUGGUGAGGCGGACAGUCGUGUGGUUCCCGACAGCUGCUGUAAGACUGUGGUACCUGGCUGUGGCAGGCGGGACCAUGCCUCCAACAUCUAUAAGGUGGAGGGUGGCUGUAUCACCAAGCUGGAGACCUUCAUUCAGGAGCACCUGCGUGUCAUCGGGGCCGUGGGCAUCGGCAUCGCCUGUGUGCAGGUCUUCGGCAUGAUCUUCACCUGCUGCUUGUACAGAAGCCUCAAGUUGGAGCACUACUGACCCUGGUGCUGGGCCGGGCUGCCAGCCUUGCACUGUGUCCUACCCCUCCACUACUAAGUACUACUGAGUUAGACUGUGGACCGCCAGAGGUAGCUGUCCUCAUGCCGUCACCGUGACCCCUGGCGACUCCACCUCAGGGGCAGCUUCAAGUGCCUUCCACUGCAUACCAAAGUCCCAAGGCUGGAGGCAGUGUCCUUGCCCCAGCGUAAGAAGACACGGCAGGUAUGCCAGUGUUGGGCCAGGCCUGGCUGGUAGAAUAGGUAGGGUUUAGAUUAUUUGACAAAAGCAAGUGCCUCCUGCCCACAGGCUGCUUCCCUGCAGUAAGUUUGGGGAGAACCUGGGUAUGCCACCUACACAGUGGGUGUGAGCAGGUGGGAAGGUAGGGUAGGCACCUUUCACGCCUGCUGCUGGGAACCCUCAGAUCUGCUUGCCCUAAACAAAUGGGGGAAGCUGGGAGGAACUCUAGCUCCACACUGGCCUCUCUUGCUCCUAACAGCCUCCGCUCUGGCUUUUCACUACUGAUAACACUACUGAUACCAUGCAGAUGCUCCACCUUCCCGAAUGGGGCAUGGUUGUUUUCAUCCACUGUGUGCUGUAUCCCAGACACCCACAAAUGCUCCUAUGUAACAGGUGCUCAAUAAAUGUGUAAACAGUG